Aspergillus neoniger CBS 115656 is the source of this 1736-nucleotide messenger RNA. Its product is annotated as MFS general substrate transporter. Lineage: Eukaryota; Fungi; Ascomycota; Eurotiomycetes; Eurotiales; Aspergillaceae. Gene Ontology annotation, molecular function: transmembrane transporter activity. Gene Ontology annotation, cellular component: membrane. The record is from RefSeq and is a predicted model, not a curated record. Gene Ontology annotation, biological process: transmembrane transport. The coding region runs from base 1 to 1359 and encodes 452 amino acids. The transcript has 4 exons.
AUGACCAUUGCUUCCGAACAGCCAGAAACACCCUCUGAGACAACUUCUCUCUUAGCUGAGCACAAUGAACUUCUUGUGCAGCCAAAAAGUGUUACGCGUAGAGCCCAGCAAGUCUUAUUUCUUGCGUGCCUCAUAGCGGUCACUGUCGAUAUCGGCAACUACAUCUCCGUGGCUCCCCAACUUCAGAUAUUCGAGUUGAACAUUUGCCAGCGCUUGCAUCCGGAGGUCUUCGAUAGCAACCCUGGCGGGGUUCUCCCUUCAGUGGUUCCUUCGGCUUGCAAGACUGCUGAUGUGCAGGGUGAGCUGGCGUUGCUCAAAGGUUGGAUGAGCACCUUUGACCAGCUUCCGGGCAUUAUUCUGGCGCUUCCAUAUGGACUCAUGGCAGAUCGCGUUGGUCGUAAACCAGUCUUAUUUCUAAGCCUGGCUGGGUGUGUCUUGCAAGAGAUGGCAAUCAGAAUUUUUGGUGGCGGUUCUCAGAUAGCUACCUCAGUGGCUUUCACUAUCAUCGCGGAUGUUUUCCCGGUAGAGAAACGCGCCUGGCUGAUGUCAUCAAACGCCUGGAUCCCUUGGAUGCUCGGACUAGCCUGCGAAUUUGGUAGCCUGUUUACGAUCCUCUUGUUGCCGGAGACUAAACCGGAGCCCUCAGUCAACCCCGUCAAUGAUGUUCAGCCGGAGACGGCAGGCCACUUGAAGCUAUCAUCGGCAUUUACAUGGGCCAGUGUGGUACACUUUGUUCGCUCACAGUUCGCUCAACUGCAUGAGUUCAUCGGCGAGUAUCCAAGUGCCCUAGUCAUCUCCCUCGCCUUCCUCUUUUCGAGCUAUGGAAUUGAAGCAGUUCCUUUCAUGCUCCAAUAUGUCUCCAAGCGCUUUUCAUGGAGCUUAGCAGAGGCGAGCCUUCUCAUAUGCGUCAAGGGGAUCAUUAAUUGCUUCGCUUUGAUGCUCGUACUUCCGAUGGCUACGAAGAUCCUCGACCGAUAUUUGUCCCCCGUGCAGAGAGACCUUAGAGUGGCCAUAGGCUGUGCAUGUCUGUUAAUGGCUGCUUUUGGCUUCAUGUCCAUGGCAUCUCAUCCAGCAGUGUUUGUUGUAGGAGUUGCUCUGGUUGCUCUUGGAGGGGGGUUCAGCGCCGCUCUGCGCAGCGUCGGGAGUGCUUUGGUUGGGUCAUCGCAUGUUGGACUCCUGAAUACGACCAUAACUCUGACACAGGGAGUUGGACUCAUGAUAUCUGGGCCACUCCUAGCUGGAUUAUUUCGAGCAGGGAUGGCCUGGGAAGGAGCGUGGAUGGGGCUUCCAUGGAUGGCAGGAUUUAUCUUGUAUGCAGCAACCAUCCUGACAGUGUAUUGCCUCCAAGUCCAGAGCUAGAUCUAGCCAUCAUCCUCUGGCCGUUGGUGACAGUUAGUGUCAGGUCAGCUGCAUGGUAGGAGAAACAAGUGAUCAAGGUUGAUCAUAGAAGAGCAUGACCGCGAGCUUGAAUGUCCCCAGAAAGGGAGAACAAGCGGAGAUACCCAGGGCAACGAUGGUCAGUCCUGAAUGGACUUACUGGUAGUGGUGGUAUAGACUUUCCUAUUUGCUAGAAGAGAAAAGAUGGACACCGAUCGCUCGCAGAGCGAGAUGUGACCAUUUCAAAAUUGGAUCUUUGGGUGGGAUGGUAAUAAUCCACAAUUGCAUCGCUACUGGAAUCUUCUAGGGAGCGGUCUGGGAAAGGCAGUUCACUAGGGAAGAGGUUUGGACGUAUGGAG